UGGCGACGGAAACAUAAAUCCACUUUCCAAACAAAGAGAGGUUCGUAUUGUAAACAGAACCAAAUACUGACGAUAUUUGGCGGGCUUUUGCAGAUCAAGUAUUGAUCAGCGCUGUCAUCCGAUACCUGUUUGCUGUCAAGAAAUUUUAGACGACUCAUCUGUUGAAAACAAAGUUUAUCGUGCAAAGAGCAGUUCAGGGAGGUUUAGCGUUCGACGGGAUUAGAAAGCUUCUGUUGCAUCGUCCGAAGCUUUUGUGAGUCAGUCAGGAACAGAUCCUUGACUGAAGUCAGUCUAGCCACUAUGCAGUGGGAAACUGCACGAAAUGAAUCCUUCACAAAAAGGGAAGUGCGACAAGUUCACACAAUAAGUGAAACUUCACAUAACUCUUGGAGUGAGCGACAGUCCAUUGACACAACCAACAGAUAUGGGCAAUUUGUGAAUGGUGCUAUUACAAACGGAACUGACCCAUCACAAGAGACGUCUUACAGUAAAAGAAAAAUUUACAUGGUGAAUGGAGACACAACUUCUGAAGGAAGGGAAGAUAGAUUUCCAUAUAAAAAACGUGAGUCAGAUGUCAGUGAGACAGGGUCUGUACAGCGCACAUACAGUAGUGGGAGUGGCACAGGGAGAAAACUUAGUGGCAGCUCAGUUGGGUCCACAAGUAGUGGAACAAAGAUAUCCAGCGUAACUAUGCCAAUAAGAUCUGCAUCAUUUGCCACGCGAAGAGUUUCCAGCAGUUCAGAAAAGCCAGUUCAAGCAAGUACUUCGUCCAGUACAGAAGCUGCACCAACAAAACCUGUGACUCUGCCCCGCACAUCUUCCCUGGUGAAACAACGUACGCCUUCAGAUCCAAAGUCAGGCCUUCCUGAAGUGAAUGUGAAAUACAACAUCAAAAUGAAACUUGGUGAAGUCAAAGGUAAUGGUGUGGAUGGAAAUGUCUAUAUCCAGCUGUUUGGAUCCAAAGGAAACACAGCAAAAAUACAGUUACGUCAAGCAGGAGACGAGAAGAACCGGUUUGAAACUGAUCAGGAAUAUAAGUUUAUGGUUACCACCAUGGACAUUGGAAAGGUCGAGAGAAUAAAACUCAGCCAUGAUCACAUGGAAUAUGGAACAGGGCUUCAUGUGAAAGAAGUCGAAGUUGAUGUUCCUUCCUACGGCAGCCAUUACACCUUCCCUUGCAACUGUUGGCUGGCACAAGAUAAGCUCUCAGAGAUGACAAUCAAAGACUUGAAUUCAACUCCUACACCAAACAAAGGUUACACAGUCUCAGUUCAUUUGGGUAAAGUUCUGGAUCCAUACACCAAGUUGUACUUGCAACUGUGCGGGGAGAAGGAGGAGAGCACCAAAAUUGUGCUUCGCCCAUCAGGAACUGCAACAGAUACAUUUCAAGAAGGAAAGACCUACAAAUUCUCAGUUGAGAUGCCAGAUAUUGGAAAGGUGGAGAGAAUCCGUGUUGGUCAUGAUACCUAUGGAAGUGGAAAGGGUAUUUUUGUAGAUGAUAUUGAAGUUGCACCAGAUGAUGAAGAGGCUCUGUAUUUUCCUUGUUCUUGUUGGUUGGCAGAAGACAUUGGAGAUGGAAAAUUAGAACGAGAGAUCUAUCCAGGAACGAGGACCCCUCAGACAUCAGAGUCAGACAUUACCCACACAGUGUCUGUGCACCUUGGAGAAGUACUGAACCCUGAAGCCACAUUAUACAUCUAUUUGAUUGGUCGUAGAGGGGAAACUAGCAAAGUUUUCUUGAGGCCAGAAGAACCGUUACAAAGAGAGAAGACGUAUAAAUUCACGCUUGCUCUGACUGUUGAUAUUGGAGGGAUUGAGAAGAUUCGCCUUGGACAGGACAGCCGAGGGUAUGGCAAAGGACUGUUUGUGGAAAGUGUCAAGGUGGUUCCAACAGAAAGUGACCCUCCAGUAAUGUUCCCAUGUGCAUGUUGGCUGGCUGAAGAUGUGUGGGACAGUAAAACUGAGAGGGAACUGCUUCCUGGAAAAGCUGUUAAGAGACCUGAAAAUGUUGCUUACAACUUGACAUUUAAGACAGGCGACAUGCCGUAUGCGGGCACUGAUGCUAACGUGACACUGCAGCUGUUUGGAGACAAAGGUCAAACAGAAAAGAUCAUGUUACGGCAAGAAUCUGGAAAAACACUGAAGAGAUUUGAUCGAGGACGAACGGACAGAUUCACUGUGCAGACGAUGGACGUUGGCAAAGUUGAAAGGAUUCGCCUCAGUCAUGAUAACACGGGUCCUAAUCCAGAGUGGUAUUUAGAAUACCUGAAGAUCGAUAUUGCCACCAGGGACGAAAAGUACAUGUUUCCAUGCAACCGCUGGCUGACUGGUGACGAGGACAGACGAGUUGAAGUUGAAGUUUACCCUGUUGACGAGAACGCCGUUCAAGAAGAGAGCAUUACUGUUGAAGAGGCUACACAAGAGUCUGCUGCUGCGCCUGAACCUGAGAUGGCGGAAUAUCAAGUUUCGUUCAGACUCGGCGAAGUCCUGGACCCUUACACCAAGCUGUUCAUGGUCAUUCACGGAGACAGGGGAGACUCAGAGAAGAUUUAUCUGACACCAGAAGGAGGAAGACUGGAACCGGGAAAGUUGUACACUGUUACUGUUACCACCACCGACGUAGGAAAGGUCCGUAACAUCAGCAUGGGUUGCGAUGGUGCGUCCCCCAACCAGGGUGUGUUUGUAGAAGAGGUAGAAGUCACAGCGCCCAGUGGUCCUCCAGUGGUGUUCCCUUCUCGUUGCUGGUUAGCUGAAGAUGAAGAUGACGGACAGACUACUCGGGUAUUAGUGCCCGGACAGUCUUUGACUUCACAGUAUGAUAUCGGGUUUCGUCUUGGAGAAGUCCUGGACCCCAACACCAAGCUGUAUAUGUUACUUUAUGGUGACAGAGGCGAGUCCGGGAAAAUUUAUCUUUUGCCUGAUGGAUCCAAGUUUGAACCUGACAAGUUCUACAAAGUAUCUGUUAACAUUAAAGAUAUCGGCAAUGUGCAAAAAGUCCACAUUGGUCACGAUAGCAAGGGUCGUAAUAAAGGACUUUUCGUGGAGGAAAUCGAAGUCACAGCUCCUGAUGCUCCCAAAGUAAUUUUCCCUUGUCGCUGCUGGCUCGCUGAAAACGAAGAUGAUGGUAAAACAGCGCGUGUGAUAGAGCCUGGUGAAUCACUAACACAACCUUACGACAUUGCCUUCCGUCUUGGGGAGGUGAUGGAUCCUCGAGCUAAGUUGUACAUGAUUCUUCAUGGAAAAAAAGGCGAUUCUGGAAAAAUUUACUUAGCACCAUCUGACGGCAAAAAGUUGGAACCAGGAAGGCUGUACACUGUGUCUGCAAAUAUUAGAGAUAUCGGACCGAUCGAGAAAAUCAGUCUUGGAAAUGAAAGUCGUGGACCGGGCCAUGGUGUUUUCGUGGAGGAAGUCGAAGUCGCAGCGCCAAACGAGGAACCUGUCAUUUUCCCGAGCCGCUGUUGGUUGGCAGAAGACGAGGGAGACGGAUUGGCUGUUCGAGUUCUGAAACCUGGAGAAACUAUGCAACCCACAUACGACAUUCUGUUCCGUCUGGGAGAAGUGCGAGACCCUUGGGCUAAGCUGUAUAUGAUCCUGUACGGAGAUAGAGGCGAGUCAGGCAAGAUAUACCUCACACCUUCUGAUGGGACAAGAUUUGAGGCUGGAAAGCAGUACAGAGUAUCAGUGAAUAUCAAGGACAUUGGAAAGAUCAACAAAGUGUUUCUUGGUAGUGAUGCCCAUGGAAGUGGACGGGGAAUUUACGUUGAGGAAAUCGAAGUUCAAUCCACUGGUGAGGAUCCUGUGAUCUUUCCUUGCCGCUGUUGGCUCGCUGAAGAUGAAGGAGACGGCAAAACAGCCAGAGUCUUGACUCCAGGGGAGACAAUUCAUCCGCAGCUAGACAGUACUCUGUACAACAUGACGUUCGAGACAGAGGACGUUCCCUUCGCUGGCACGGAUGCUACUGUUUAUGUAAAGCUGUUUGGAGAAAAAGGACAGACAGAAAAGAUUGAGUUUCGAAGUGAAGACAAAAAGGAGGCGCCAAAGUUUAAACGCGGAAGAAUUGACAAGUUUGCUGUGGAAACUGCUGAUGUGGGAAAGCUGACGAAACUUCGUGUUGGCCACGACAACACUGGCCGUAACCCGGAAUGGUAUCUAAAGAAACUCUCCAUUGAAAUCCCAUCACGAGACGAGACUUAUGUGUUCGAGUACAACAACUGGAUUGCAGGAGAGGAAGUCAACUUGGAUCCAAUCGAUGAAAAAACAAGGACUGAGCUAUAUACCAUUCAUCUUAAGCUGGGCGAAGUUGCCGACCCCUAUGCUCCAGUGUGGAUCCAGCUUGUUGGUGAGAAGGGAGAAAGUGGACAGAUUCAAAUCAAGCCUGGUUAUGGUCCUAAUGACAAGUUCGAGAAAGGCCGCAUUUACAAGGUGGUGGCAAGAGUUGCAGACAUCGGACGGAUCGUGGAUGUCAAAGUUGGCCAAGAUGCAGGCCACACUGGUAUCCCCAGUAAAGGUCUUUACGUCGAAGAGGUUGUGGUGACUGCGUCACGUGGAGAUGGAGUGGUCUUUCCUUGUCACUGUUGGACUGGGGACGAGGAUAAAAUAGCCGUGGAACCAGGCCUGGGAAAUGAAGUGCCUCUUGAUACCACUUAUCAAGUAACAUUCAAGACUGGAGACAGACCAAAUGCUGGCACAUCGGCUAAAGUGCAGUUUGAACUGUUUGGAGACACCGGUAAAACCGAGCCUAUUCUACUUAGCGAAGACAAGAGUCUACGACUGUUUGAGAGAGGAAACAGCGAUAAAUUUAAGGUGGACACACGGGAUGUUGGAAAGAUCGAGAAGCUUCGCGUGAAUCAUGACAAUUCUGGACGCGAUCCGGACUGGUAUCUAGAGGAAGUGACUAUUGAUGUCCCGGAUAAGGGCGAGCAGUACAUCUUCCCUUGUCAUCGCUGGCUCAUGGGAAGUCAGCGGAAUGUUGACCUGAUACCUGCUGAAACAAAAGAUUUGUCACAAGAAGUGGAUUAUCGCAUCAUGAUAAAGACUGGGGACGAAAACGACGCUGGCACAGACGCCAAUGUGAAUUUCCAGAUGUUUGGAGAAAAAGGAAAGACACAGAACUUUUCUCUCAGAGAAGAAGGAGAUAAAAAGAGAUUUGAAAAGGGAAGAAUGGACAAGUUCUUGAUCCGGACACGAGACAUCGGAAAGCUGACUUCUGUUCGUAUCAGCCGGGAUAAUAAAGGCGUUAAACCUGGUUGGCUGUUGGAUAAAAUAACUAUUGACGUAGACGAGAAGGACGAGCAUUACGUGUUCUAUUGCAACCGCUGGCUCGGAGGCUCGGACAUUGCGAUCGAUUUUACUCCAGAGCAAGGCUCAUUACCAGGACAGGAAGGAAUGUACACAGUGAGCGUCAAAGUUGGAGAGGUCCUGGACCCUGAUGUAAAUCCUUUCUAUCAAAUCGUUGGAAGAAACGGUGAAACUAACAAGAUCAGGCUGCGAGAGGGUUACUCACGGUCUCAUGUUUUUACUAAAGGAAACACUUACAAAGUGUCCGUUAAGAGCCCGGAUGUUGGUGAGAUAACAAAGCUUCGCAUCGGAGAUGACGGGUACGGUCGCGGCAAGACUAUGUUUGUGGAAGAGGUGACGGUUACCAGCAAGGACGGUGAUACUGUACUGUUCCCAUGUCGUUGCUGGCUAGGAAAAGAUGACUCCAACACCAAAAUAAUCCGAGAACUUGUCCCAGGAAAACCUGUACCAGAAGAACUGGAAGACAUUUCAUAUCACAUGACAAUAAAAACCGCAGAUGUACAAAACGCAGGAACCGACGCAAACGUCUAUUUUGCGCUGCACGGCGACAAAGGAGAAACGCCAAAAAUCGCUCUACAGGACGAAAGCCAGACAUUCAAACGUUUCGAACGAGGACGAGCUGAUAAGUUUGUUGUACAAACAGCAGAUGUUGGAAAGCUUGAAAAGCUGGUUAUCGGUCAUGACAACGGAGGAGAAGACCCCGGAUGGCUCUUGGAGGAAGUUGAUGUCGAUAUCCCUGUACGAGAUGAACAUUACAAAUUCCGCUGUGACGGGUGGCUCGGUGGUGAACGGCCUGGUCAGCGGAAGGAAGUAGUCUUAUACCCAGUGGAUGACAUUGACGGAGAAGUUAAACCCACCGUUGUAGACGACUUACAAGAAACUGGAGCCUCCGGGUUUGGUGACGCCGAAUAUGACGUGGAGUUUAAGACUUCCGCUGAAGAAAACGCUGGCACAGACGCCAACGUUUAUUUCCAAAUGAUCGGCGAGGACGGCGAGACUCAAGAAAUCGACCUCAAAAACAAAGGAAAGGGUUACUUUCACCGGGGACAGCUGGAUAGAUUCAGGAUCAGGGCCAGAGAUGUUGGUCGGCUCAAGAUGCUUCGCGUAGGCCAUGAUAAUUCCGGCUCUAAUUCUCGUUGGUUGCUAGAUGAAGUUGUAAUUUUUUCUUUGGCCCGUGGUGAGCGCUACGUGUUCAAAGGAGGCCGCUGGAUCGGUGGACGAACCAAUGAGAUCGAUCUUCCACUUGAUUCUUGGAAUUACGGCCGACUAGUUGGUCAAGAGCCAGAUAUUCCAGAUUUGAUUGACUACAUGCAAUCCGGAGAUGAGGUCAAGAUCAUUAAUGCUGCUGGAUAUUUACAACAUUUAUGUUACAGUAAAGAAUAUGUGAAGGAUAAAGUCAGAGACCUUGGUGGAAUUCCAGUGAUUGUCAGGUUGCUGAGACAUUCUGAAUGGCGUGUUCGAUAUGCUGCCGUUUGUCUUUUGAGGAACCUCUCAUUCAGUAUGAAAAAUGACGCUAACAGGUUGGCCAUAGCUGACUGUGGUGGAAUUGAAGCUCUUAUAGAAAUCCUGCAGGAAACGGAAAAGACAGAGUACAGAGAGGCAAUUUUAGGAGUUCUAUGCAACUUAUCGUCGGUUGAGUCGCUUCGUCUCAGAAUCCUCUUGGUUUGCCUGCAUAUUAUCGUUAUUCUUAUCAUUAUAACUUACUCUGAGUGGACGGCUGUGGCAGCACGUGGGCAGCCGCCAGUAAGGGCUGAACCUUGGCCAGCGGUUCUCGUUCAUGCCACAAGACUCGUGCGUAAUCUGUCGUCGGCCGGCACCAGGGCCCGGCAAGAACUGAGGGACGAGAAAGACUUGAUCGACUGUCUAGUCUGGAUUGUUAGAGUUGGUGUCAAGAGUGAACAGUAUGAUAAUAAGUGCCUUGAGCAUUCGGUGUGCACACUAAGAAACCUGUCUUACCGGCUGGAAAGUGAGAUCGACAGGGAUCGCUAUGACGACGCUGACGUUGACGUGGACCCUGCUGCCGUCAAAGAACAACAAAGCCAGGGUUGCUUCGCCGGGUGCGGUGGAAGAAAGAAGAAAAAAGUGCCCAAUGACAAGAGACCCAUGGAUCGACCGAGGGGUCCACCGCAAGGGGUUGAACUGAUUUGGCAGCCGGAAACAGUCCAACAAUAUUACGUGCUGCUACGGAAGGCAAAAAACAUCGAAACCUUAGAGGGGUCGGCAGGGGCUCUGCACAACUUGACAGCUUGUUCUUGGAAGUGGGCAAUCAAAAUCCGUGGGGAUACAAGACGAGCACAAGCAAUCCAACAGCUUGUGGAGCUUUUAAGAAUUGACUACGAUCCAACAAUCCGCGCAGCAGCCAUUGCCCUUCGGAACAUGUGCGUUGACUCGGAAAACAAGAAAAUUGUUGGCGAGAAAGCCGUAUUACACUUGGUCCACAGGCUCCCCACAGGGGAGGAAGAAGAACGACUCGUGCAGGAUCCGACUGUGGCCUCUCUUCUGUGCGCCAUUUAUCAGAUUACCAACAAAAAUGACAAAAACGCCAAAUACCUUCGAAAGACCAAAGGCAUUCAAAAGAUUGUAAGGAUAGCAACAGAUCAGAACAGGGUAUACUCACCCCGUGUCAUAAAAAUAGCCAAUCAGGUAUUAGCCAACCUUUGGAGCCAUAGUCAAUUACAACAACAAAUGAAGAAUGAAGGCUGGCAGUACGAUGCGGAACUCGCUCGUGCCCCGAUGGAUUUCGAAGCCACCUCCUUGCCACGAACGCCCGACGAACGUAGCCGAAGGGAUCCGAACAUUCGCCGAAUGGAAAGCGACGACGAUCAGUGGCGAAACGGCAGUCGCCGAGCGAGAGAUCAGUGGGAUGGUGAGCCUUCUGGAGUGACAGACAUCUCCUCAGAAUCAGAUAGGCAACGCAGUUGGGGGGAGAGCUUGAAUAACAUCCCACCUCCUUAUACAUCUGAUGACAACUAUUCCCGGGGAAGUCGUUCAAGGGAUGAUCUCCCCAUGGAGGUUAUGUCGAGUUCACCAAGACCGUCGGCCUCUAAUUCAGUCAGAGACGAGAAUGAAAACUCCAGUGACAGGACUUUGAAGUUGAAUGGUAGUGGGGGUGGGGGUGGGGGUGGAAAGAACGAAGACUUGUGGGUGUAAGACUGUUGCCCCUAAAGACUUUAUAUGGAGUAGAAAUGUUUGAAUUUUCUCCUUUUUUUGCAAGGUUUUUGUAGUACCAUUAGAUACGAACGCGGGGAUGCUUUUUUUUCCACUUACUCAUUGAGUACGAGGAAUAUGUCAUCUAAAGUUAUUUAAUUUUAUUUGAUCUAAAGAUGGCGACUCGAUUUGUCUGCUCGUUUGGCACAAGAAAAACAUAGUUUGAAGUGAACACCUAUUUACGCUGAGCUACAGAGACUAUACUUACCUCCGAGAAUAUAGCAUGUUUCUAACAGCAUGUUCCAUUGUAAGGCGAUCAAUUUCAGGUCAUGUUCACGGUUAGCGACUUUUUCCAGAGCAUUAUUUCCUUUUAAAUUAUUCACGGCGUCCGUGGUUUUUGUUGCGUCAUAACAGUCCUGAAAAUUGGCUGUUUUACAUAAUUACAGUAGACAAAACCCGUGACAUUAAACUUUAUAGCGUUUGCCUUUGUUCGUUUUAACUGAUUCAAGGACUUGAAUUUUAUGAAUAUUGUGUAUUGAAGCUUUUUCAACUGCAUUCGGCAUAUUUAUUUUAAUUUUCGAAGUCUUAGUUGCUGUUUUUAGCUUAAAGUGUACGAAACUCAUGAAACAGGCGAUACUGUUCUUUCCCAAACCGAAUAAAGAUAAGCAUGGAAACUAGGCGUUGUUUAUCCGCCAUUAAUUCAGAACAUCUUAAAAUGCUACAGUUUGAACAAAACGAUGUCUACAAAAUAUGACACGAAAUGAAAGUUAAACUUUAAAAACGCAUACUGUUCAGACUGACGACCGACUAGCUGAAGGUAUACGCUUCCUUGCAUGAAUAGUCUUUAUUCAAGUGUAUUUUGCACGAGACGAGUUUGAUGAAUGUGUUCCUCAUGCCGCUCUUUAAAAUUGCAAUGUUUUAUAUAUAGUAUUCAUGUAGUUGUUACUACGGCAUUUCGUAUGUCACUUCUAAAAUUGUGUUUAAUUUCAUGACAGCACAGUAGAUGCUUUGUACAAAAAAAAAACUCAUUAGAAUACGAGUAAGUUUGUAAUGUAUAUUGUAUUUAGUGUAGAUCGAUACAAUAUUUUAAAACGAAUGAUGGCUGCAGCGUGGUACUCUGUGGCUGGGUUAUUUUGUAGUAUUGGUAAUAUUUGUGAUUGUUAACUUGUGCUUUGCUCAUGUAGUUCUUUAAUUGAAUA
This is a messenger RNA of Pocillopora verrucosa, 9644 nucleotides long. Its product is annotated as lipoxygenase homology domain-containing protein 1. Gene Ontology annotation, molecular function: protein binding. The record is from RefSeq and is a predicted model, not a curated record. NCBI's taxonomy places the organism in Eukaryota, Metazoa, Cnidaria, Anthozoa, Scleractinia, Pocilloporidae.